AGAGAGAGACACCGUCCUCGGCCGGCGACCAGACAGUGCAGCAGCAGCAGUCGCGUACGUCGUACCGCAGCCGGCCAGUCACUUCGGCACUGCUCUUGUGCAAGGUGUAUUCGCCACGCGUCGCCGUUGUCAUCGUCAUCCACCACCUUCUCGCCCUCUGUCGACGAGCGUCUCGCGUUUUCCUGGCCGACAGUGCUCGCGCGAGACAGACCACCUCGAACCUCAAACCGUAUGGUUUGGUCCCUCUAACGUCACCUUAUGCUUACACAAAACUCAACAACCCGAAGUCAUGAUCAAAUCUGUUAUUAUUGUGAGUGCCAAGGAAUCUAGUUCCAACAAAGAAAUCCAUCAUCAUCAUGUGGAAAUAACGCAUAAGCGGUAGCAAAUACUGUUUUAGGGAUGGUUGCGUCUAUCAGGAUCGGCGUGCUGAGGCAUAUGUUAUACCGUCUGAUAUUUUGGGCGGCUAUAUUGUUAUGCCUCGCACAACUGUUGAUAACGUUAUGGAGAUCAGACCGGCCGAUGGCAAUGAAGUCGAGCAACAUCAACACCAGGAUGAUCCUGCAGAAUAUGAUUGAUUUUCAUACCGCGCGGACCACAACACCGCCGUACGAAAGCCUGUUGACCGUCGAGCCGUGGGUGGACAAGCUGUCCGUGCAAUCGGAACAGCUGAUCAUGGACCAAGUACAAAAACGGCUGCCCAAUCUGCCGGUGACGUAUUGGAACCAGAACAAGAACAAAGCGAUGUACUACAAAAACGAGAGUUGCGCCAAGUUUCCGAGUAUAUACGAAUUGGAAUUCAACAACGUGUACUGGCAGUCGCUACAGACGUCCAACGGGUCGUUCCACCUCUACAGCGCUUACUACGACGUGCGAAAGCUCAGUAGGAUCGGGCCGGCGGUCCGGAUACUUGGCAUGAUCAACCGGAUCGAGCCGACGGUCAAGACUCACUGUCAGUUUUGGUUCGACGACCACAGGCAGCCGGUCAUCGUGAAAAUCAUGGAAUACAAAUACAUAUGGUACAAGAAGUGGGGCAACUACAAGCAGGGCAUAUUCCAGCCGUACCUGAUCGCCUGCCAGAUACCCAAGUCCCACCACCACGCCGUGCCCGCGUCCGUGUCGUUGGUGGAGAACGUGUGCGACAAGGCCACCAACAACCUACGGGUGGUGUACAACCGACCGGCUGUGAAGAAAGGCUUCGCGGUGUGUGUCAAGGGCCUGGACUUCCUGUACGAAGACCUGUCGGUGCGGUUGGUCGAGUGGAUCGAGCUGCUGCACAUCCUGGGCGCGGAUAAGAUCUUCUUUUACCAGCUGCAAGUGCACCCGAACAUCAGCAAGGUGCUCGACCACUACGAGUCCGUGGGCCGCGUGCACGUGACGCCGUUGACGUUGCCCGGCGGCCAGCCCAACGUACCGGGAUUUCAGCACCUGUACCUGACCAAAAAAGUGAACCACAAGCGGCAGAACGAACUUAUACCGUACAACGAUUGCCUGUAUCGGAACCUCUACUCGUACGACUACAUAGCGCUGUUGGACAUCGACGAAGUGAUAAUGCCGAUACGGACCAGGACGUGGAAGGAGCUCAUGGAAACGGUGAUGGUCAAGGCGCUGGCAGCCAGGAACGAGACCCGCGCCUCGUACAACGUCCGGAACGUUUAUUUCCUGGACGAUCUGAUCCACACUCACGGUUGGUUCAAGACCAUGCCGAAGUACAUGCACAUGUUACAGCACGUGUACAGGAGCAAGAACUACACAAAACCGAACCAGUACGUGAAAUGCUUUCACAAUCCCGAAAGAGCGUUGACGCUGCACAACCAUUUCCCGCUGGCGUGCCUGAGCCAGGGCUGCACGUCGUACGCCAUGGACACGGCGGACGCACAUCUUCAACAUUAUCGAGCCGACUGCGUAAAGACACUGAAGAAAACUUGCACAGAGUUUAGACAGAACAGCAUAAUCGACACGACCAUCUGGAGGUACAAAAGAGAUCUCAUAUCCAGGGUGUCGAACACGUUGUCGUCACUGGGUUUUUUUCCGGCCAUAUAACGAAAAACCGAUUAAAAUAACACAACAUAUAAUAUCGUUAUAUACCGUUUGUCCACAAAAACAGGGAACCCAAAAAAAAGUGAAAUUGUUGAGUAUGCGUAAAAUACAAGAGUGAACCUAUUGUAAGUCACGGGUAUUUAUAAUCCAAUAGUUAAGUCUCAUGCCCCGCAAACCGAUAUCAAAAGUAUGUAUAGAGUGCUGAGUAAAGCCGGAUUCAAAGGUACGCCGUGUGUCGUGUCGUGCGAGGGAGUGGUAACUAUAUGGUUGCAACUGGUAACCAUAUUGGCUUAAAAGCUGAGCUGUAGUCAAUUAUUGGUAUAUUCGGUUGCAACUUGGUUAUUGAUAUGAUAUUAUAUGUUAUUUACAUGAUACCAAAAAAGUAACUCCAAUCACAAUGUGAUUUGAUCGGCAUGACACACCACACGACGUAGCUGUGAAUGCGCCCUAGUGUACCAUAAACCGUAUACCCUGUUUUUGUGAACACACAGUAUACAUGGAUGAUAAUAAUUAAACAAUUUUCAUAUAACAUAGAUAUUUGAAAAAUCGUAUCUACAAGUGCGAUGUUGUUCAUUAAAUUGUACAUAGCUUAUUACACGCGCGUCACACCCACAGAAAUCUUAAAUUAUUACUAUUGAAAUAGGGCGUACCUCUUUUUCACCUCCAAGUGGACUACAAUUAAAACGUGAAUGCCCAUUCACCGACAACUAAAUAAAUACAAUUUGUAUAUAUUCGCUGCAAAAGACUGGGCCCUACUAGCGAGUGCAGUCUCGCGAAAUUCCGAAUUUUAUACGACUUACGAAACUGUAUUUUUUAAAUUGUUCGAUAGGACAACUUUAUACAAUUAUAUAAUUAUCACGUUUUAUUUUUCUAUAAUGAUCCAAUGUUGAUUUAAUCGGUCUUUUUUUAAUACUAGAAUUUAUAAGAUUCAAUGCCAAAGGAGCGA
Molecule: messenger RNA, 2983 nt
Organism: Myzus persicae (green peach aphid)
Lineage: Eukaryota; Metazoa; Arthropoda; Insecta; Hemiptera; Aphididae
Exons: 3
Coding region: 400-2040 (546 amino acids)
Source: RefSeq, a predicted model, not a curated record